This is a messenger RNA of Leptinotarsa decemlineata (Colorado potato beetle), 723 nucleotides long. RefSeq lists its product as uncharacterized. NCBI's taxonomy places the organism in Eukaryota, Metazoa, Arthropoda, Insecta, Coleoptera, Chrysomelidae. Gene Ontology annotation, cellular component: extracellular matrix. The record is from RefSeq and is a predicted model, not a curated record.
UAAAAGGAAAGUCUAUGCGAAAUAUGUAUCAGUAUCUUUUCGUUCAUCUAGAAGAUUAUUCAAGGCGAUAAUGAAAGCAAUCGUCUUCUUUGCUGCGGUUGUGAUUGGGAUUGCAGUAGCUAGCCAUCAUGGGGGAGGUGGAGGACAUGACAAUGCUCAUUACAAAUUCGAGUAUGGCGUCCACGACCCCCACACCCAUGACCACAAAUCCCAGCACGAGCACAGAAAAGGGAAACACGUCACUGGGGGUUACACAUUGAAAGAGGCCGAUGGUACACACAGAAUUGUCAAGUACAAAUCAGGACCCCACAAAGGAUUCGAGGCUGUAGUAGAACGAGCUGGUUAUGCUCAGCAUCCUGCACAUUACGGUAAACAUGGAAAAAAUGGACACGGAGGAAAGGGAGGCACGAGCUACGUUGGAGUCACUCACUGGAGCAAUCAGGGGAGUGAUGGACACGGUCAUGGAGACGGUAGUCAUGGUGGACAUGGUAGCCAUGGUGGACAUGGUGGACAUGGUGGACAUAGUGGACAUGGCGGACAUGGUGGACAUGGUGGAUAUGAUGGGCAUGGUGACCAUGGUGGACAUGGUGGACAGGGUGGGCAUGGUGGCCAUGGUGGACAUGAUGGAAAUAGACAAGGAGGUCAUGGUGGACACAGGCAUGGACAUGGCCACUAGUUUUGGUCAAUUUUGUAAUACCAAAGAAUAUAAAAUAUUAUUUUUUU